This is a messenger RNA of Cordyceps fumosorosea ARSEF 2679, 1044 nucleotides long. RefSeq names its product WD repeat protein. NCBI's taxonomy places the organism in Eukaryota, Fungi, Ascomycota, Sordariomycetes, Hypocreales, Cordycipitaceae. The coding region runs from base 1 to 1044 and encodes 347 amino acids. Gene Ontology annotation, biological process: vacuolar acidification. Gene Ontology annotation, cellular component: RAVE complex. The transcript is spliced from 4 exons. The record is from RefSeq and is a predicted model, not a curated record.
AUGGCGGAGAUAUAUGCAUCAACAGCAACAGCGCCCUUUUUCAGAAAGGGCCAAGUACAAUAUCUAAAUUCUGAAGAUGAUGAAGACGAAGACGACGAGCCGUUUCAAGAAACCACAGCUGCUUCCAUUAAUGAAAUUCUGAAGAAAGUUCGGAUUCCGCAACUCUCUGGUCAUGAACAGAUUCAACUUAUGGACAUGAUUGAGUGCGCGGCAUUCGUUGAGAAGCACCGCCGGUCUAUGGACGAGAACGGUGCACGUUUCAUGCUUUUCUUCCGCCAGCACGCACUUCGCAAGGGACGAACUAGCGAAAUCCAGUUGUCCUGGAGAGAAAUAAACUGGGCGUACCACUCUACUACCCAAGAUAUCCUUGUCGACUUUGUUACACGACAGACACAUGGCCCUGUUCUCUGGAGGCAUGCUCGGGAAAGUGGCAUUUUUAUGUGGAUGACGGACGUGUCUGCUUUGCGGGCACAAUUUGAGAUUGUUGCGAGAAACGAAUACACAAGCAGCGAAACCAAGAGUCCUGUUGAUUGCAGCCUGUUUUACCUGGCUCUGAAGAAGAAGACCGUCCUCCAUGGUCUCUGGCGCAUGGCUGCUGGAAACAAGGAGCAGGCAGCGACGCAGCGCCUGUUGCUGAACAACUUUGAGGAGGAGAAAUGGAAGACAGUGGCGCAAAAGAAUGCAUACGCAUUGCUCGGCAAACGUCGUUUCCAAUACGCUGCGGCCUUUUUCCUUCUUGCUGGUAGGCUUGGCGACGCUGUUGAAGUCUGCCUCCGCCAAUUAAAGGACAUACAAUUAGCCAUCGCCAUUUCUCGUGUUUACGAGGGCGAUGGCGGCCCUACUUUGCGCAAACUACUGCAUGAUGAAGUUUUGCCGUUGGCGGCUCAGCAAGGGGAUAGGUGGCUGGCAUCGUGGGCUUUCUGGAUGUUAGGGCGCAAAGAUAUGGCUGUGCGGGCACUUAUAUUCGAUACAGACGCCAGUCUACACAUUGUUGGAGACUCCGAGCUCCCCGGAGUUUCGAUCACGACUGUUCUUAACAGAUGA